CUGGUCUUUGUGCAGGACGCCCACUCAUUAGGGUGUCUCCUGGGAAUUGAUCUUGGAUUUGAGGUUUUCUCCUGAUCGUGAUAUGAAACUAGGUCCACAUUGUCUCCAAGAAACAAGUUCAGCAGGCGGCACCUCCUGAGGCCUGACUAAGAGCCAAGACACAACUGGAACAUUCUGGCAGUCUUUUCGGUUGGUUCUGCACAGGCCUCAUCAUCUCUUGCUGAGUGCUAUACAGAAUCGUCCCUUGGAAGCACCGGGGCCACGGUCAGUGGGUCGGCUUCAUGCUUCCUGUGUCUCCAGCAUGUCAAGGCCACUCCAGUCUUUAACUCACUCAGAUCCAGGGAGGCUUGCUAAUAGCCAAACCAAAGAGGCCUGUGAGGUGAAGCCAUCAGAAGCCAGGCACCAAUCACAUCUAUCAGCUCGGGAAAAUGUCCCAGUGCUGAGAAAUAUUCAAAACAAGAUUUUCAUAAAAGAAACUUCAUUGCAAGAAAUGAAGACCGAGUUAGAGAGUUACAAAGAAAGUAAUGCCCAGCAGUCGCUACAGAUAAUGUCCCUGAGAGAUGACGUCAAGAACCUCCAGGACCUUAUUGCUUCUCUAAUGAAAGCUAAGAUUUUGAAAAACACAAAUUCUCAGAAUAUUGAAAGAGGCAACUGGGACCUAACUGAGCGAGUUACAGACCUCGAGAACCGCCUAAGAGAACAUCUGGUGGAAAGAGAGAGGACGGGUCGAAGGGCAGAGCUGGAGAAGAGGUCGCCUUGCUCCAGCAGAUUCUCUCCUUGUCCGAAUCUGAAAGGACCAGAAGAUUCCUUGGAUAUUUUCCCCGUGAAGGACAAUGGUGAAGCCUCCAACUUUGAGAGAGACAUUAUUUACUCUGAAGGACCAAUUGAUGAGCAAGACAUUGGGGGUAAAUGUCAACACGAUUUGACCCACAAAGAAAAAUUAACAUCGGAGUUCGACAGACCUCCAUAUUCCUGCAGCUGGGAAACCACACCUGAGCAAGCCCAUCACCAGGAUUUCCUCGGCCAGCUGGCUACUCUACUGAGUGACAGCAUUGGCCCCAUACUAGCCACAGAGGAAGCAGUGAAAGAGAGGAUCCAGGAAAUGGGUGCAAAUGAACAGUUGUGGAAAUCUAAAUCGGAAGCCCUGCAGCAGGAAAUUCAGACGCUCACCAAGAGACUGGAGCAGCUGUACCACCUCUAUGAAGAAGCUGCUGAAAGGUCACCCCAAACUGAAGAAAGUUAUAUGGGACAGAAGAGACCCUUGCAACAUCUGGAAGGAAAGGGUGCUGUCAGCUCCCCUCUGAGGAGUGUAGACAUGGGCAGGAAGAAGGAAAACUCCAGGACUCGGACUGCCCAGACAGAUAAACACCGGAAGUUCAAACAAUUGGAAAUACUAUUGGAUAUUGAGCAGAAUUCGAAGAUGGCUGCCGGCCCAGGAAUGGAGGAGAAAAUUCAGAAGCUUCAGAAGCAGCUUAGUGAUCUGAAGUUGUCGAAUAAAAACAUGAAAACUCAACUGACGAGAAUAAACGUCCUUAAAGACAAGACAAUUGAGAGGCUCAGGCAAUCUGUAACCAAAGUCGAAACAGUGAAAGAGAAGGCAGCUGCCAAAACAGACAACCUGAAAACCCCGUCAGACUCGGCGGAGCCGGCAGCCAGAUCAGAGAAGGAGAGAGCCCACCAGACGAUGCCAGCCCACCAGACGACGCCAGCCCACCAGACGACGCCACCCCGGGGCCCUCCUGAGUCCUCCGCCACCAGGAGCACACCGAAAGGGGUCUCAGGACGAGAGCAAGAGCUUGCUGACUUCCGAGAAACCAUUAUGAAGCUGUUGGGAUUUAAUGUGAAAACAGCAGACAAGGAAGUCAUUAAUCAGCUGAAGCUUGUCAUCCAAGUUUAUGAAAUCUCCAACAAAUCAAAGACAGCUUCUCACUGUGAGACAGAACAGGACAAGUGAGCAAGUUCCGCCUCUCCUUGCUGUCAAGAACUGACAUACAGCUGUUCCCACAGCAUCCGGAAAACAGCUACAUUGUGAAUAAAAUGCACCCAGAAAGUUUCA
This is a messenger RNA of Peromyscus leucopus (white-footed mouse), 2056 nucleotides long. RefSeq names its product coiled-coil domain-containing protein 170-like. The coding region runs from base 302 to 1954 and encodes 550 amino acids. The record is from RefSeq and is a predicted model, not a curated record. NCBI's taxonomy places the organism in Eukaryota, Metazoa, Chordata, Mammalia, Rodentia, Cricetidae. The transcript is spliced from 9 exons.